CCGUCCGUGACGUCAGGGCGGCGCGGCACGGGGGAGCUGUCCUCGCGCGGAGGGUGCUGCUACUGAAACAAGAUGGCUGUGCGCGCAGGAGCAGCAGCGGAGCAAACCUGAAGCAAUGCAGAGGAGGGAGAAAAGGGGGGCGAGGAAUCCACUCCUGUGUGUCUUGUCCUGCCAGAAGAGCAACAUCUCCGCAGAGAAAGAGACGAGCGCUUCUGACAUGAUGGCGACUGGUUUCCGGUACCUUUUACGGUAACGGUUUGGCGGUUUGAGUUUUUUUUUUUGUAACCAAGAGACAACCGGACUUGACCAAACAAAUCACGGAGCUCUCAGCAGAGGACAGCCGGGGACGCUCCCGCCGAUAUCAGAGAUGUCCCUGCUAUGUGUGGGAGUGAAGAAAGCCAAGCUGGACGGACCCCAAGAGAAGUUCAACACUUAUGUGACUCUAAAAGUACAAAAUGUGAAGAGCACAACCAUUGCUGUCAGAGGCAACCUGCCCAGCUGGGAGCAAGACUUCAUGUUCGAAAUAAACCGCUUGGACUUGGGUCUGACGGUAGAGGUGUGGAACAAAGGGCUGAUCUGGGACACCAUGGUGGGCACUGUGUGGAUCCCCCUCCGGAGCAUCCGGCAGUCCAAUGAGGAGGGCCCGGGGGAGUGGCUCACGCUGGACUCUCAGGUCAUCAUGACCGAUAAUGAGAUCUCCGGCACCAAAGAGCCCACUCUCCACCUGGUGCUGCUCGACACACGCUUUGAGCUGCCUCUCGAUAUCCCUGAGGAUGAGGCACGAUACUGGACAAAAAAACUGGAGCAGAUCAAUGCCAUGAGGGACCAAGAUGAGGAGCAGGAGCGGCCUCUUCGUGCACCAGGAACCCAGUGCUGUAACUGGAGCCUGUGGGGAGAGCAACAAAAUGAAGACCCAGACAGCGCUGUGGAUGACAGGGACAGCGACUAUCGCAGUGAGACCAGUAACAGCAUCCCCCCCCCCUACUACAGCACAUCGCAGCCCAACGCCUCCGUCCACCAGUAUCCCAUCAGCCAACAGCACAGCAGCACCAGAAGCCUCUCAUACCCGCGCUCUGGCAACGUCCAGGACCUCGAGUACCCGCACCAGAGGACUGUCAGUCCCUCGGGGAGCUAUGCAUCGUCUGCAGAGCUGAGUCGGUGCAGCAGUCAGCUGAGCGAGGAGGACUAUGGCGUUGAGUACAGAGAGAGGGACCCUUACGACGAGAACGACUCUUACCACUCCUGCCACUCCUCGGUCAGCUACAGUAAAGGCUCUCCAGACUGGGACCCUGACGAGACGCAGGGGGUGUACAGCGAUGAAGGCGGCUACAGCAAAGACGGAGGAGAGGAGGCGGCUCUGUACGAGGAGGACGACGGAGGACUGUAUGAGGGAGAAGAGGAGGGGCUCUACGAGGAUGAGGAGGUGAUCUACGAUGAUGAGGAUAUGUACAUCUUGGAUGGGAUCCUCAGUGAGGACAUGGAGGCUCCCUUUACCCCCACCCCAACUUCAACAGCGCCCCAAACUCUGGAUGUACCCGGCUCCAGGCCUCCUCUGGAGAAACAGCCGUCCUUACACCAACAGCAGCCCCCUACUCAACCCCCCAACCAGACAUCCAACCAGUCUCAUCCUCCUGGCAUGGCCCCGUCAGCACAGCCCCCCUCUGUCCAACCAACACAACCGCCUAAACAGCCCCCCUCUGGCCAACCAACACAACCGCCUAAACAGCCCCCCUCUGGCCAACCAACACAACCGCCUAGACAGCCCCCAACACAGCCGCAGCCGGCCCCCUCUGCCACUUCCUUCUUCUCCAUGGCCAAUCCUCUCACAGCUGCAGUCACAGGCCUGGCCUCCACUUUCCUUUCUUCUGUUCCCACCGCUCAGCCUGCCCAGACCCACCCUCCAGCCCCAGCAGUGUCUCAACAACACCAGGCGGCCAGCGUCGUGCCUCCAUCCCACCCGGUCACCGGGACUAACUCACAGCCCCCCAAGUCUACCAUGGGCCCUUCCUCCCAACAGACCCCGUUCUCUGGGCAGCCUCAAUCUCAUCUCAACGGUCCUGCCGCCACACAGUCAGCCGCCCCUGAGGACCAGGACCUCCAGCUUGAGGAAGAGCCAUGGCCAGAGGAGGAGAUGAUGUUUGACAAAGAGGCCAGGACGCCCCCUGCUAAGCCAGAGGAGACCCUCCCUAAAGAGGAGAUAGAGGAGGAGUUUGAAGAGAGCAGGCCACCAACGUCAGAAGAGGAAGAAGAGAUACUCCCGGAGAGUCCUCCAGUGAUAGAGGAGCCCAAAGAGCUGGUGGAUCCAGCCGUCAGAGCCAAACAGAACUGGCUAAGGAUUUAUAACAAAGUCUUAGAGCAGGUCCGGGAGGCCAGAGGAGAGACCACCAGCUCGCUGUGGUUUGGUAAAGGCGGAAUGGGAGGCGCACUCUACAGUAUUGACAGCAUGCCUGACCUUCGCAAGAGGAAAGCCGUUCCUCUUGUCAGAGAUCUGAUUCAUCAGGCAAUGUCUCUCGUGCAGAACUCUCGUAAGGCAGGAAUCACCUCCGCCAUGGCCUCCACCACCCUCGGCAAUGAAGAGCUGAAAAGUCAUGUUUAUAAAAAGACUCUACAGGCUCUGAUCUACCCCAUCUCCUCCACUACGCCACACAACUUCGAGGUGUGGACCGCCACCACCCCCACCUACUGCUACGAAUGCGAGGGGCUGCUCUGGGGCAUCGCGCGACAAGGCAUGCGCUGCUCCGAGUGCGGCGUCAAAUGCCACGAUAAGUGCCAGGAUCUGCUCAACGCUGACUGUCUGCAGAGAGCUGCAGAAAAGAGCUCCAAACACGGGGCGGAGGACCGAACCCAGAACAUCAUCAUGGUCCUGAAGGACCGCAUGAAGAUCAGAGAGAGGAACAAACCAGAGAUCUUCGAGCUCAUCCUGGAAGUGUUCGCCCUCGACAAAACAACACACGGCGCACAGAUGAAACAAAUCAAGCAGAGCGUGCUUGAUGGGACGUCCAAAUGGUCAGCGAAGAUCAGCAUCACGGUGGCAUGUGCUCAGGGCCUGCAGGCUAAAGACAAAACCGGCUCCAGUGACCCUUAUGUCACUGUUCAAGUGGGGAAGACCAAGAUUAGAACCAAGACCAUCUACGGAAACCUCAACCCCGUCUGGGAAGAAAACUUCCACUUUGAAUGCCACAACUCGUCGGACCGCAUCAAGGUUCGCGUGUGGGACGAGGAUGACGACAUCAAGUCUCGUGUAAAACAGAGGUUCAAACGUGAGAGCGAUGACUUCCUGGGCCAAACCAUCAUCGAAGUGCGGACUCUGAGCGGGGAGAUGGACGUUUGGUACAACCUGGACAAGAGAACGGAUAAGUCUGCCGUGUCAGGAGCCAUCCGGAUGCACAUAAGUGUGGAGAUCAAAGGAGAGGAGACGGUGUCCCCUUACCACGUCCAGUACACCUGUCUACACGAGCAUCUGUUCCAGUACACCACGGAGGAGCAGAAUGGCGGCGUGGUAAAGAUCCCUGACGCCAAAGGGGACGAUGCGUGGAAGGUGUAUUUUGAGGAGACGGCGCAGGAGAUCGUGGACGAGUUUGCCAUGAGAUACGGAGUAGAGUCCAUCUACCAGGCCAUGACCCACUUCGCCUGCUUGUCCUCCAAGUACAUGUGUCCCGGAGUGCCAGCAGUGAUGAGCACUCUGCUUGCCAACAUCAACGCUUACUACGCCCAUACCACCCAGUCCUCCAACAAUGUUUCCGCCUCGGACAGAUUUGCUGCAUCAAACUUUGGCAAGGAGAGGUUUGUCAAACUGCUGGAUCAGCUGCACAACUCCCUGAGGAUCGACCUCUCCAUGUACCGGAAUAACUUCCCUGCCAGCAGUCCUGAAAGACUACAAGACCUCAAGUCUACAGUGGAUCUGUUGACCAGCAUCACAUUCUUCAGGAUGAAGGUCCAGGAGUUGCAGAGUCCACCCAGAGCGAGCCAGGUGGUGAAGGACUGCGUGAAAGCCUGUCUCAACUCCACCUAUGAGUACAUCUUCAACAACUGCCACGACCUUUACAACAGGGAAUAUCAGACGGACCCUUCGAAGGCAGUCCCUCCAGAUGAGCAGGGUCCCAGCACCAAAAAUCUGGACUUCUGGUCCAAACUCAUCACCCUCAUCGUCUCCAUCAUAGAGGAGGACAAAAACUCCUACACUCAUUGCCUUAAUCAGUUUCCCCAGGAACUGAACGUGGGCAAGAUCAGCGCCGAGGUCAUGUGGAAUAUGUUUGCACAAGAUAUGAAAUACGCCAUGGAGGAGCAUGAGAAGAACCGCCUGUGUAAAAGCGCAGAUUAUAUGAACUUGCACUUCAAGGUGAAAUGGCUCUACAAUGAGUACUGCAAAGAGCUGCACACUUUCCAGAAGCACGUACCUGAGUAUCCAGCCUGGUUUGAACCGUUUGUCGUCAUGUGGUUGGACGAGAACGAAGAAGUGUCAAGAGAUUUCCUGCAUGGAGCUCUGGAGAGGGACAAAAAAGACGGGUUCCAGGUCACAUCGGAGCACGCUUUGUUCUCCUGCUCGGUGGUGGACGUGUUCUCUCAGCUCAAUCAGAGUUUUGAAAUCAUUCGCAAGCUGGAGUGUCCCGACCCUCAGAUUGUUGGCAACUACAUGAAGAGAUUCGCCAAGACCAUUGGCAAUGUCCUGCUGUCUUAUGCUGACAUCAUCGAAAAGGACUUUCACAAUCAUGUCAAAAAGGAGAAAGUGCCGUGUAUCAUCAUCAAUAACAUCCAGCAGCUCAGAGUUCAGUUGGAGAAGAUGUUUGAGGCCAUGGGGGGCAAAGAUCUCAAUUUAGAAGCUAGUGACUUCCUCAAGGAGCUGCAGAACAAACUGAACAGCGUCAUGGACGACCUCAGCCGCAUCUUUGCGGUCAGUUUCCAGCCCCAGAUCGAGGACAACGUCAGGCAGAUGGGAGAUAUCCUCGCCCAGGUCAAAGGUCAGACGGUCCCGGCCAAUGGCAGCGUGGUUCAGGAUGCCGACAACGUCCUGCAGCCCAUCAUGGACUUCCUGGACAUCAACCUGUCGCUGUUCGCUAAGAUCUGCGAGAAGACCGUCCUGAAGAGAGUGCUGAAGGAGCUUUGGAAACUGGUGAUGAACACAAUGGAAAAAACAAUUGUGCUUCCAACUCUCACUGACACGACGGUCAUUGGCACUCAGAUGAUCUUCAACGCUGCUAAGGAGCUGGGUCAGCUUUCCAAACUCAAGGAGCACAUGGGACGAGAGGAGGCCAAAGCUCUCAGUCCUAAACAGUGUGCAGUGAUAGAGCUGGCUCUGGACACUAUUAAGCAAUACUUCCACGCUGGUGGUGUGGGCCUGAAGAAGACGUUCUUGGAGAAGAGUCCAGACCUGCAGUCUCUGCGCUACGCCUUGUCUCUGUACACCCAGGCAACAGACAAGCUCAUCAGGAAGUUUGUCCUCUCGCAGAGCGCUCAGGUCCACGGAGGGAAAGGGCUCAGGUGCACGGCAAAUGAAGACACACCACCAGAGAAACCAUCUGGAGUGGAUGCUGUGGGUGAGGUCAUCAUGUGCGUGGACAUUUUACCCCAACCGAAUGGAGAGCACAAGAUCGGCAUCAAAGUGGUGGCUGCCAACGACCUGAAGUGGAAGGCUCAGGGCUUCAGGCCCUUCGUGGAGGUCUACAUCAUCGGCCCUCACCUCAGCGACAAGAAGAGGAAGUUUGCCACCAAGUCCAAAAACAACGCCUGGUCCCCCAAGUUCAUUGAGAGCUUUCAGUACGCAUUGGGCACGGAGGUGGGUCCGGAGAGCUACGAGCUGCAGGUGUGUGUGAAGGACUACUGCUUCGCCCGAGAGGACCGCACGGUGGGCAUGUCCGUGGUGCAGCUGAAAGACAUCGCCAGCAAGGGCAGCGUGACGCUCUGGAUGCCGCUGGGCCGCCGCGUCCACAUGGACGAGACGGGCCUCACCGUGCUGCGCAUCCUCUCUCAGCGCAACAACGACGAGGUGGCCAAGGAGUUCGUCAAGCUCAAGUCGGACCAGCGCUCAGCGGAGGAGGGUCGCAGCUGAGGGGGGGGGGGGAGCAAAGACAUGCGUGUGCACAACAACCCAGAGACAUAGCAUUAUGCACACAUAUAGAAGUCACACCUGCAUAGAUAGACAACCAUGUGCAAUUCACAAGCACACACAUGCUCUAUUGUACAUAUAUCUGCAUACAUUAUGCAACAUUUACAUUGCAAUGUUAUCAAUGCAAAACAUGGAGGAAUAUGUUUAUAAUUAUUCAUAAUUCAUUUUUCCACUUCAGUUUAGCCUCACAUUAGAAAGCACUUGUCACUCAAUCUCUCCCAGAACGCAUCACACCUUUUAUACGCUGUACAUUUAGACGUGAUAUAAUGCAACGCAGAGCCACAACUGAACCUUGUUGAUAGAUCGAGGACGACCACUUUGCACUUUUGCUUCUCUUUGUCUUCAGAGAGCGGUUCUUGUCUAGCUCUGUUUGUCCGUCUGCUUGCCUGCCUGACUGUGUGUCGUUCUUCAAGUCUGUCAGUCUUUCUCCCCAAUCCCCCCCCCCCCCCCGUAAUUUUCCCACGGUGUGAUGUGUUGUGUUGGUCGGAGGUCAGGCACAGAUCUAAGAUCGGUACCCUUUUGCUCCAAAAUCUAAAAUAGAGAGAAAACACUGACCUUAGAUCAGCAUCCAUGGGGGGCAACGUCACUUCUAGUCUGUCCUGUAAUGUCCUGCAUGUUGAACCCAGGAACACUGUGAUUCACGUUGCUGUAUCCCCCCCAACAUAAAAGAUGGGUGCCUACAAUAUUUUACCUGUGUGAGCAUGGUGCAUACAUAUAUAUCCCUGGUAAUAAGGUUUUAUAACCCAACUAACCGUCAUGAUCAUGGAGAAACUGAUGAUGAUGUGUAGAGAUGAAGGUUGUGGCCACAAAGUUUAUAUAUACAAAAAAAAUCUUUCUUCACAUCAUGAUAAACGGAGCAAUACCCCAGUGUCGAACACAUCCACACCCCUAGAGUGCACAUUUACUCCAAAAAGGGCUACAGGAUGAUCAGCGGACGGGGGGUCACUUUACGCAUCCUUUCAAAGAUUCAGUUGAUAAAAAGACCAGGAGGCUUCCCCACGUGCCCACCCGUCUACAUAAACAAUACCACUCUCUGCGAUUGUCUUUCAUGAAUGACACUGAGGAGAAGCCCAGAGGACGCGAUGCUGAAGGACACGGCUCCGAUCACCUGCACACCAAACUCAUCUCUUUAAGGCAAUAGUGGUUUGUUCCUAUGUUCUUUUUACGAAGAGCAAACCCCCUGUUUCUUUUGUUAUCGUGUGUGUGUGUGUGUGUGGGGGGGGGGGGGUAAAUGGGCUCUGAGAUUGUGAGCAAUAUAUUGUAUAGACACCCUUAAUGUAUGCGCUGUCAGUAUAAAUACAGGAGCACCAACUGCAAUAUCCAGAUCCAAGGAAUGGAAAACGUAUGAUUCUUCUUUAUUCUAUCUACCUUUAUUCAUGGAAUCAUAAAAUUCCCAUUCCCGGUGGAAGUGUGUAAGAUAUUUGUCACUUUUUAAAUAAGAGGGAACGUGUUUUGUCCUUGAAUUCCUAUUUGCCUUUAGGACCAAAUUUGCACGAACCAGAGCUCAUGUAUUUUUUCAAAGAAAGAAGCCAUCGGAGUCACCGCCAAGCAUCUAUGUUGUGUUGGUUUCAGUCUUGUCAUGUGCAUCAAUAAAUCUGUUACCUUUAACUGCAUAAAGGUGAGCAACACUCA
Gymnodraco acuticeps is the source of this 7735-nucleotide messenger RNA. RefSeq names its product protein unc-13 homolog A-like. NCBI's taxonomy places the organism in Eukaryota, Metazoa, Chordata, Actinopteri, Perciformes, Bathydraconidae. Gene Ontology annotation, molecular function: syntaxin-1 binding; calmodulin binding; phospholipid binding. Gene Ontology annotation, cellular component: plasma membrane; presynaptic membrane; terminal bouton. The transcript has 43 exons. The coding region runs from base 368 to 6046 and encodes 1892 amino acids. The record is from RefSeq and is a predicted model, not a curated record. Gene Ontology annotation, biological process: dense core granule priming; synaptic vesicle priming; synaptic vesicle maturation.